Molecule: messenger RNA, 1332 nt
Organism: Adineta ricciae
Lineage: Eukaryota; Metazoa; Rotifera; Eurotatoria; Adinetida; Adinetidae
Source: the annotation of a GenBank genome assembly
AUGACAUUGUUCGAUGAAAAUAUCAAGGAUUUUAUAAAAGUAUCUACAAAUGAUGCAGAAGGAAUUGAAUUCUAUCGACAAAAUUCAUGUACAAAACAUUUAGAUAUCGCAUCAUUAUAUGACAAAAUUGCAUUACUCUCGAAGGCAUUGGAUAACUAUGAUGAAGCUACUUCAUAUUAUUCUAAAGCAAUUUCCUCUUAUGAAAAAGAAUCACAUCAGAAUCCAUCGGAUAUAACACAAAUUUAUAAUAAGAUUGGAUUACUUUGUCAGAAAAUGGAAGAUUAUGAACAAGCCAUUCUUUAUUAUGAGAAGAUUUUGGAAGUAUUCAAACAAACAGAGUCUAAUAAUCCAUCGGAUUUAAUGUUAAUUUAUGACAAAAUCGGUUUACUUUAUGAGAAAAUGAAGUGUUAUAGUGAAGCAGCUUUUUAUUAUAAACAAGCCAUUGAAGCGUCCAGACUAAUGAUAUCUUGGAAUCAGGUUGAUCGAAUUUCAUCUUGGAAUAAGAUUGGUCUAUUCUACGAGAAAACAGGUGAAAGUGAGAAAGCGAUAUCAGCCUAUGAAGAAAUGAUUCAAAUCUAUGAACAAAACUCAAUUCCGAACCACUCAAGUUUAAUACUAUUGUACAAAAAAAUUGCCUUACUCUAUCAGAAAAUGAAUGAAAUUGCCAAAGCAAUUGAGCUUUACGAAAAAAUCAUUGAGAUUUAUGCAGAAAAAAAGCCUUCAAAUCAUUUGGAACUAACAUCAUCUUACAAUAAAAUUGGUCUUCUUUAUGAGAAAAUGAAAGAGAAUGAUAAAGCUCUAUCCUGUUAUAAAAAAUCAAUAUCGUCUUAUGAAAAAGCAAAAAAGUUUUUUGAACAAAGUUUGUCUCGACAUAUUCACUCAACAAUCUUAUUUCACGAUAAAGACGAUCUUUUAACUGAAAACCAAAGCGACCAUUCAAGAACACUUUCGUCUUAUGUCAAAACAUUGACACUUCAUCAACAAACACUCCCUCCAAUUUAUCCUCGUGAUCCGACAUCACUUCAUAACGAACUCGAUCGGUUCUGCGGAGAAUUAACUGAUCACCAGGAAACACUUUAUGAAAGAGCAUUGAACAAAAAACAAAAGCCUUCAAUUGAUCAAGAUUCAGAUCAUUUUCAUAGAACAAUUGUUAAGAUGGAUGUAAAUGUACACAUGUGUUCAAAAGUCGGUUCGUUAUCUGAAACUAUCAUUGAUAUCGAUCGAUGGGCACCAAACCGAGAUUAUUCCAAUCGUCGAACAAAGUCAAAACAAAAAACAAAGAGAAAAUUUUUUAAACGUCAUUUUCGUUUCUCUAAAAAUAAACAAAACUGA